This is a messenger RNA of Brugia malayi, 2631 nucleotides long. Its product is annotated as polythreonine protein, putative. The transcript is spliced from 19 exons. Lineage: Eukaryota; Metazoa; Nematoda; Chromadorea; Rhabditida; Onchocercidae. The record is from RefSeq and is a predicted model, not a curated record. Bases 1 to 2631 code for a protein of 876 amino acids.
AUGCUAUGCAAUUCACAAAAAUUACCCGGAUUACGAGAUAUCACUACGUUUGCUAAAAUAUUUUACCCGCAACAUACAUCACAUUUUUUACCCAAAUUACCAUUUGUUACAAUUCCCAAAAGAACGAAACUUUAUGGCUUACCACCGUUACCCGGUCAUUCCACUGGUAAAUCUACCGAUAUGGAAGAAGAAAUUACAACCGAAUCAUCAAUUGCACCAAAUCGUACCACAAUUGCACCUCUGUUAAGGUUAUUUACCUUACCAUUGAUUAAAUUGCCACCACCACCAAAUAUUGAUACCUAUGGUAUCAAUACAAUACCGGAAUUACCACCACAACAUGAAUCAAUCUAUGAAGGAAUGUUUGCACCGGAUGGUAGUCUAAUCAGGAAGAAUGCGACAAUAAAAGAAAUUAAAAAUACAAAAUUUCAAACUGAAACAAAUCAAAUUUAUGAAGAAGAUCGAUUGAAUCGAAAUGAUGGAAAUUCACGUGAAACACGCGGAACACGUAUACGUGCUGCUGAUGGUCCAAUUACUUAUGAUGAUUAUGAUUUUUAUCCGAUAAUAACCUCAUCAGAAUCAGAAAUAUCUUCAUUUAAUGAUACAACAACAACAACAACAACAACAACAACAACAACAACAACAAUUACUACUACCAAAGAAACAAUAGAAUUGAAUCCAAAUGUAAAAUCAUCAACACUCACUCGAUUGCAAGUUUUAAUUUCUGGUGAAAAUGAUAGAUUUGCAAAAAAAAAUUUCAAUUUUGUAUCUGAUGCAUACAGAGAAAAACCGCACAGAAUUUUUCCGCGAUCAGAUCAUUCACCGGUACAGGUGAUUCCGGUACGAGUAACGGAGCAUAAAUCUGACAAUGAAAGUGCUCUCCAGUUAUCAGAAUGGCAACGAUAUGAAAAUGGAAGUUUAGAUCGAACUACAAUUAAGCCAAAUAUUCGUGUCAUCCUUCGUGAUGGUCAAAUUGAGCGCAAUAAAAUUGUCACAUCAACUGUCACCAAAUCUAAAUCAGUACCACAUGCUAAUUCUUUGCCAAAGAAAAGAGAUGAAUUUGAAUUACAGCAGUAUGAUACUGAAGUAAAUUAUCCUAAAUUAUCACAAAAAUUAACAUCAAAGAAUUCAAUUCCUGAAAAAUUUCACGAAAAGCAGCAGCAGCAGCGACAACAACAACAACAACAACAACAACAACAACAACAACAACAACAACAGCAACAACAACAACAACAACAACAACAACAACAGCAACAACAACAACAACAACAGCAACAACAACAACAACAACAACAACAACAACAAUUUGAGCAACCGACUUUCUUAAAUAGUCCAAAUGCGCAUGCACAACCCGCGGUGCAAAAUAUUUUGGUAACCCCGGCAAAACAAUAUUAUAAACAAAAUGAUCAACGUGAACGACAAUCUCUCCAAUAUCAAUUUGAUCAACAAUCUUCCCAAUAUUUGCCCAAAGUCCAACAACAAUCACUCCGAUAUCGACCUCAACAGCAUCAGCAACCUACCCAAUAUCAACCUCAGCAACCCAGCCAAUAUCAACCUCAGCAACCCAGCCAAUAUCAACCUCAGCAACCUACCCAAUAUCAACCUCAACAACCUACCCAAUAUCAACCUCAGCAACCUACCCAAUAUCAACCUCAACAACCCAGCCAAUAUCAACCUCAACAACCCAGCCAAUAUCAGCCUCAACAACCCGUCCAAUAUCAGCUUCAACAACAACCUAUCCAAUAUCAGCUUCAACAACAACCCAUCCAAUAUCAACCUCAACAACAAUCUCCUCAGUAUCAACCUCAACAACCGUAUCCGGUGCGUGAUCCUGAAGAUGAAGCAUAUCUUCGAGAAGUGGAAGAAUACGAUCAUUUUUGGGAAAAUGAACAUGCUCGAACUGCAUCAUAUUAUCAAUUACAGGCAAAAGUAACAAUAUCACCAAAUUAUCAACCUAUUCAUUUGCAACAACAACAACAACAACAACAACAGCCACAACAUCCACUGAUACAAUAUCAACAAACUGUCCCUUAUCAUUCUGCUCGUGCACCAACGCCAUUUAUUACUAGAAAUUCUGAACAAUCAAUGUAUCAACCAAUACAGAAACAACAACAACAACAACAACAACAGCAGCAACAACAACAACAAUGGCAACAACAACUUUUAAAACCGCACAAUUCAGGUAUUCAAUCAGAAACCUCAAAUUCAAUAAAAUCAUCGAAUCCGCUUCUUAUCGAUCUUGAUACAUUAUCGAAAAAUUUAUUUGGUAGCCUUUUUAACAACCAAAGGAAUCAUAAUUCAUCUUAUAAUGAGAAUUUUGAAACAAUUUUGCUUGAUUCAUCUAUAGAAGAUAUAAAUGUUAAUCCUAUUAUCAAGCAUGCUUAUCCAAGCAUAACGCAAUCUCAUCAGAAAGGAGUAAAAAGAGUAAAUGAGGAUGAAUCAUUUUGGUUACAUUCAUUCGAAGAAAGUGAAUUAAGCAGAGAAAAUGCAAAUAUACCACAUACUUCAGCUUAUGGAAUGCGAAAAGUUGGCAAAAAAACAUACAUUGAUGAUACAAAUAUUGGCUCACCAGGUUCAAAAGCAUUAGAACAAAAAUCAUGUGAACAUAUCGAAAAAGAAAAUGCAACGCAAUAG